AUGGUACAAGAUCCUCCAGCUCCGAUCAAUGCUAUGAUAUUAGAUCGUGUUCAAGGAUCAAUGAUUGGUAUGGCUUUGGGUGAUGCACUUGGUGCUCAUGUCAAAUUUCGAUCGCGAGACUAUCUCGUCAGAAAUCCAGUAACAGAUAUUAUAGGAGGAGGAACUCUUGAUCUAAAGCAAGGACAGUUUACCGACGACACUUCAAUGGCUCUCUGUCUUGCAAAUUCAUUAUUGGCUCGUCGAGAUUUCGUGCCAUAUGAUCAAUUGGUUCGUUACAAGUGGUGGUAUAAGCAUGGUUACAUGUCUUCCAACGGGAAGUGCUUCGAUAUUGGUACGGCUACAAAGGAAUCCAUUCAUGAAUUCGAACGUCGUCAAAAACAUAUUGCUAAGAAACAUAACAUUCCUCAUGAACAAUUAGAUUUUCUAUCAGAUCUUGAUUUGAUGAAGAACUUCGACGUAUUUUGCAGCCAUGACGGUGCAGCAGGGAACGGAGCAUUGAUGCGAUUGGCUCCUGUGCCCCUAUUUUUCCAUAAGUAUCCUACGGUUGCAGUGAAAUAUUCCGGUAUUAGUGGUCGCAUCACCCAUGGCGAUCAGAAGGUAUACGAUGCAUGUCGUUAUUAUGGUGCUCUGAUUGUGGCCGCUUUACACGGAGAAACUAAAGAAGAAUUGCUGUCGAAUGACUUCUAUGACAAGCACCGACUAUGGUUCGGCAAUGAAAUACUUCAUCCUGACAUCCAGCGCAUUGCUAGUGGAUCAUACAAGAAAGAACGUGGAUACGAUAAUGGUAUCCGAGGGAACGGAUAUAUUUUAAACGCUCUUGAGGCAGCCUUGUGGGCGUUUUGGAUCGACAAUGGUUCCUUCGAAAGUGGCGCUCUUAAUGCUGUCCACCUCGGCGAUGAUACAGAUACCACAACUGCUAUAUACGGUCAAUUAGCCGGUGCUUAUUAUGGUUAUCAUCACUUGCCCAGAAAAUGGGUAGCACGUCUCUAUGCCGAGGAAUUUAUCAGCGCCGUGAGUAAGUGGAUUGUUUAUGAAGGAGAGUUGUGGCAAACAAAAUAUCUCGAAUGA
This is a messenger RNA of Rotaria sp. Silwood2, 1068 nucleotides long. The record is from the annotation of a GenBank genome assembly. Lineage: Eukaryota; Metazoa; Rotifera; Eurotatoria; Philodinida; Philodinidae.